Cyphellophora europaea CBS 101466 is the source of this 822-nucleotide messenger RNA. RefSeq lists its product as uncharacterized. Gene Ontology annotation, molecular function: structural constituent of ribosome; mRNA 5'-UTR binding; small ribosomal subunit rRNA binding. The transcript has a single exon. Lineage: Eukaryota; Fungi; Ascomycota; Eurotiomycetes; Chaetothyriales; Cyphellophoraceae. The record is from RefSeq and is a predicted model, not a curated record. Bases 1 to 822 code for a protein of 273 amino acids. Gene Ontology annotation, biological process: ribosomal small subunit assembly; translation; maturation of SSU-rRNA from tricistronic rRNA transcript (SSU-rRNA, 5.8S rRNA, LSU-rRNA). Gene Ontology annotation, cellular component: ribosome; mitochondrial small ribosomal subunit.
AUGGCCCGUCCAUCCAGCUUGUCUUCAAUGUGCAACGCCUGCCGGCAACGCACCAUCACUUCUCGCCGCACCCUCACGACCACCUCCUCCCUCCGCGCCGACGACGUCCCCCCAAAGAGCAACAACCCCCUCCACAGCCUGCACCAAGACCUGCAACGCAAUCCAGCCAAACCCACCCCAUCCAGCACCACCACCUCCAACACCGAAUCCUGGACGGCCCGCAUCGCCGCCGACGCGCAAAAGCGUCGCGAAGCCGCCCGCCGAGCCGCUCAACUCCAAACCCCCGAAGCCGCCCCCUCGGCCACGACGCACUCGGAAGUGACGCGGCUGCUCAGCAACGCCAACGCCGAAGCCGGCACCCGGCCGGGAGCCGGCGUCCCCAGCAACGAGCCCUACCACCUGCACGUCUUCGCGCACAAGCACAACACGCACAUCACCUUCACGGAGCCGUCGCGGAACGUCAUCCUCUCCUUCAGCUGCGGCAGCAUCGGGCUGCGCAAGGCCCAGCGCUCCAGCUUCGAUGCCGCGUACCAGUUGGCGACUUACACGAUGAAGCGCAUGGCGCUGGUGAGCUGGCGGCAGGGCGGGAAGAAAUUGGUGGGGAAUCCGAUGAGGAGCUUGGCGAUGUUGAGGGAUGGGAGGAGCGGGCAGCCGGGGAUUGAGGUUGUGAUGAGGGGGUUUGGGCCGGGAAGAGAAGCGUUUCAGAAGGCGUUGUUGGGGACUGAGGGGGCCAAUGUCAGGAAGAGGGUCGAGAGGGUGACGGAUGCGACGAGGUUGAAGUUUGGUGGCACGAGGAGUCCGCAAGUCAGGCGGUUGGGUUGA